GACUAAAAAAGUGUCAUAAAAUCAAGAUGUGAAAUGUCAAAUGGACAGAGCAGAGUUUAGAAAUAGCUAUCCUUGUGUUUAUAUAAUUGUAUUGCAAAAUGACAACUACUGUUAUAAAAUACGUCGGAAGGACUACUGAUUUUAAGGGGAAGACGUUAUGGGAAAUUGUCGGAAGCUUAAAAAACUUAGGAGUUGGUAGGAUUAUUGUUCGAUCUGUAUUUGAGAGAUAUCCCGAGCCGAGUUUUAUGAAGAUAGUGAAGGUUGAAACAUGCCCUGACGAGGAAAGGCGUCGCGUUCGUGUAUGGGUUGAGAAAACUUUUAGAGGUAAAAAACUUGAAAAAUUAACUGAAAUCUAUAGAACAUCAUAUAAGCCUGACUAUAAACUCAUACCUAAGCAUGAAGAGGCAAAUUUGCUGAAGUCCAUCAAAGAUGUUCAUGAUUCCCCAGAUGUUAUUUUGCCCAGAACUAUAGAAAUGCCACCUUUAAUGAAGAAGUUUAUAGUGAAAGAUCAUGAAAACAAAGGAAUGGAGAUUUUGAAAGAGUAUGUGAUGCCACUUAGUUACAAUACCAGUCCUAACAGAGUAGCUAGGAUUGCUCAAGGAGAUGAGAAGCCAACCGUUCAGUUUACUAUGGGUCUGGGAAAACCUGCAAGCCCCUCAUUAUAUGAAGGUGUUCCACUGAAUUAAAUCAACAUUACAAAACUAAUUUAAAGUUAAUAGUACAUAGAGAAAUAAUUGUUAGCAUAGUUU
This is a messenger RNA of Papilio machaon (common yellow swallowtail), 749 nucleotides long. RefSeq names its product 28S ribosomal protein S34, mitochondrial (gene mRpS34). Gene Ontology annotation, cellular component: mitochondrion; mitochondrial small ribosomal subunit. NCBI's taxonomy places the organism in Eukaryota, Metazoa, Arthropoda, Insecta, Lepidoptera, Papilionidae. Gene Ontology annotation, molecular function: structural constituent of ribosome. Gene Ontology annotation, biological process: mitochondrial translation. Bases 99 to 686 code for a protein of 195 amino acids. The record is from RefSeq and is a predicted model, not a curated record. The transcript has 4 exons.